ACUGUGGGAAACAUAGUUCUACCGAGCCAAUCAGUAGUGCUGAAAAUGAAGCCGCGUGAUGCAAAACCUCCUGGGAAUUGUUGUUCAGGUACAGUCAGCAAGUAAGACGGUUUCUUACAGAAAACGCCAAAAAAGCGGCCGAGGCUAGGAUUGGCUGAGAAAAUUGUAGCGUGAACUUUACGCAAUAUUAGCGCGCCGGAAGUGCUCAUCAGUGGUUCGGAGCAUGGCGGGGUUUGCAGAACUCCAGCUAUCGUCGUGGCUCGUGGAACAAUGUCGGCAGCUAGGGUUGAAGCAGCCCACGCCGGUGCAGCUCGGCUGCAUCCCGGCCAUCCUGGAGGGUCGAGACUGUUUGGGCUGCGCAAAGACAGGAAGUGGCAAGACAGCUGCCUUUGUGCUUCCCAUCUUGCAGAAGCUGUCUGAGGACCCUUACGGCAUCUUCUGCCUGGUCCUGACACCCACCAGGGAGCUGGCCUACCAGAUUGCUGAGCAGUUCCGGGUGCUGGGAAAGCCCCUGGGUCUGAAGGACUGCAUUAUCGUUGGCGGCAUGGACAUGGUGGCUCAGGCGCUGGAGCUGUCUCGAAAGCCACACGUGGUGAUUGCCACCCCUGGACGCCUGGCUGACCACCUGCGCAGCUCCAACACGUUCAACAUGAAGAAGAUCCGGUUCCUGGUGAUGGACGAAGCUGACCGGCUGCUGGAGCAGGGUUGCACCGACUUCACUGCAGACCUGGAGACCAUCCUGGCAGCUGUUCCAGCACGUAGGCAGACCCUGCUGUUCAGUGCCACGCUGACUGACACGCUCAAGGAACUGCAGGGCCUGGCUACCAACCAGCCUUUCUUCUGGGAAGCUCAGGCCCCGGUGCGCACAGUGGAGCAGCUGGACCAGCGCUACCUGCUGGUGCCGGAGAAGGUGAAGGACGCCUACCUGGUGCACUUGGUCCAGACUUUCCAAGACCAGCUGGAGGACUGCUCCAUCAUCAUCUUCACCAACACCUGCAAGACCUGCCAAAUCCUUUGUAUGAUGCUUCGGAAGUUCAACUUCCCCACAGUGGCGCUACACUCCAUGAUGAAGCAGAAAGAACGCUUUGCAGCCCUGGCCAAGUUCAAGUCCAGUGUGUACCGGAUUCUUAUCGCUACGGAUGUAGCCUCAAGGGGCCUCGACAUCCCCACUGUGCAAGUGGUCAUCAACCACAACACCCCCGGGCUCCCCAAGAUCUACAUCCACCGAGUUGGUCGAACAGCCCGUGCAGGGCGGCAGGGACAGGCCAUCACCCUGGUGACACAGUAUGACAUCCACCUGCUGCAUGCCAUCGAGGAGCAGACCAAGAAGCAGCUGGAGGAGCUGGCUGUAGAGGAGGCCGAGGUCCUGAAAAUCCUCACGCAGGUCAACGUGGUGCGGAGAGAAUGCGAGAUCAAACUGGAGGCCUCGCAUUUCGAUGAAAAGAAGGAGAUCAAUAAGCGGAAGCAGCUGAUCAUGGAGGGAAAGGACCCGGACCUGGAGGCCAAGCGCAAGGCGGAACUGGCCAAUCAACAAAAUCGGCGCUUUAAGGAGAAGGUGGGGCAGACGCUUCGGCGACAGAAAGCAGGGCGCACAGGCCGAGGGGCUCCUCCUCCUGAACCUCGGCUUCCCGUGUCUACCCAGGAUAAGGCGCAGACCUGAGCGCAAACCUGCAGCCGCUGGUCCUUGGGUGGGCCACAGAGGACCUCAGUAAAUAUUCUUUGAACCUGCCA
Messenger RNA from Chionomys nivalis (European snow vole), 1731 nucleotides. It is a transcript of the gene Ddx49, whose product is annotated as DEAD-box helicase 49. Gene Ontology annotation, molecular function: ATP binding; nucleic acid binding; RNA helicase activity. The record is from RefSeq and is a predicted model, not a curated record. Lineage: Eukaryota; Metazoa; Chordata; Mammalia; Rodentia; Cricetidae.